This is a messenger RNA of Anguilla rostrata (American eel), 3897 nucleotides long. RefSeq names its product enolase superfamily member 1 (gene enosf1). The record is from RefSeq and is a predicted model, not a curated record. NCBI's taxonomy places the organism in Eukaryota, Metazoa, Chordata, Actinopteri, Anguilliformes, Anguillidae. Gene Ontology annotation, molecular function: magnesium ion binding; L-fuconate dehydratase activity. Gene Ontology annotation, biological process: carbohydrate catabolic process; amino acid catabolic process. The coding region runs from base 110 to 1417 and encodes 435 amino acids. The transcript has 16 exons.
UCAGUUUGAGCCAAUCGCAGAAGGCGGUGGGUGGGACAAAAUAUAUAACCUUAAUGGUAUUCUACAAAUUACGAAGUUUUUUUGAGUGUGAAACUAAUUAAAUAGCGAAAUGUUAAAGGCAAAAAUUACUCGAUUGUCUGUCAGCGAUGUUAGAUUCCCUACUUCGUUGGAGCAACAUGGUUCGGAUGCAAUGCACACAGACCCAGAUUACUCUGUUGCCUAUGUUGUAGUCGAAACAGACGGUGGAUUGAAGGGAUACGGUCUAACGUUUACUUUGGGAAAGGGCACAGAAAUCGUUGUCUGUGCUGUGGAGGCCCUCUCUGCGUUUGUAGUGGGGACAUGUCUGGAGGAGAUCGUCAGUGACUUCAGGGCCUUCUACAGGCUCCUUACCAGCGAUGGGCAGAUGAGAUGGAUCGGGCCAGAGAAGGGGGUCAUCCAGCUGGCCACCGCCGCCGUGCUCAACGCGGUCUGGGACCUUUGGGCUCGGGCAGAGGGGAAGCCACUUUGGAAGCUGCUAGUUGACAUGGAUGCCAAAAAACUCAUAUCGUGCAUCGACUUCAGAUAUAUCACUGACGCUCUCACAGAACAGGAGGCCUUGGAUAUACUGCUGAAAGGUCAAGAAGGGAGACGUCAAAGAGAGGAGCAGAUGCUGAAGGAGGGGUACCCAGCAUACACCACUUCCUGUGCCUGGAUAGGAUACUCAGACCAGCAGCUCAAAAAGCUUUGCACUGAGGCACUGAGAGAUGGAUGGACAAGGUUCAAAGUGAAGGUGGGGGAGGACCUUCAGGAUGACGUGCGGAGGUGCGCUCUCAUCAGGCAGAUAAUCGGACCCAGCAGCACUCUGAUGAUCGAUGCUAACCAGAGGUGGGAUGUGGGGGAGGCCGUAACCUGGGUGACCAGGCUGGCGGAGUUCAAGCCGCUGUGGAUCGAGGAGCCCACGUCCCCCGACGACAUCCUGGGCCACGCCACCAUCUCCAAGGCCCUGGCUCCUCUUGGCAUCGGAGUGGCCACUGGAGAACAGUGUCAUAACAGGGUGAUGUUCAAGCAGUUUCUCCAGGCCUCCGCUCUGCAGUUUGUCCAGAUUGACAGCUGCAGGCUGGGCAGCGUCAACGAGAACCUGGCCGUCCUGCUCAUGGCCUGCAAGUUCCAGGUGCCCGUAUGCCCCCAUGCAGGGGGUGUGGGUCUCUGUGAGCUGGUGCAGCACCUGAUACUCUUUGACUACAUCUGUGUGUCUGCAAGUCUCAACAACCGGAUGUGCGAGUACGUGGAUCAUCUCCAUGAGCACUUUAAAAGUCCAGUUGUGAUUCAGGAUGCCCACUACAUGCCACCUAAGGACCCAGGGUACUCCACAGAGAUGCUGGAGGAAUCGGUGAGGCGGUACCAGUAUCCCCAGGGGGAGGUGUGGCAGAGCCUCUGACCAAGAGCCCAGCCAUCCAGGACACUUCUCAGCACUUAAUUAAAAUGAGUGAUUCAGUGAUAGCCAGGAAUUCUGAUCGAGUGCAUUGAUAUGAAAAGGGCAAGUAAAGGGCAUUUGCUGCUGCUGCUGCUAUGUAGGUUGAAUUUUAGAUGGAACUUAAUUGCAGAAAGUUUUAAGUGAUGCUUCACAUUUUCAAACAAUGUUUUUCUAAGUUUUGAUCUAAGAAAGGUGAAGUGCUUGAUUUUCGUCUGUAGUAAUUGCACAAUACUUAGCACUGCUAGAUCAGAAUAAUUUUGCAUCAGAAAAUAUUUAAUUAAGAAACAAAUUAACAAUUUACAAACAAUACUUACAGUAAUAAACAUUUCUUCCUAGGUUUUACUCAUUGAUACCUAAAAAGCAAACGAAUGUGGCAAGUAUGCACACAGCCCAUUCAUAUUCUUGGAUAUGCUUAAACUGCCAUUUGCAUUUUAAUAGUGGGAUGAGGAUUGUAGUCGCAGAUUUCAAAAUCUUCAGCCUGGAAAUCAUCAAUGCUCUCCACAGUGCGUAGGAUCUUCAGCUUGGGAAAGGGCCGGGGCUCCCUCUGGAGCUGAAAGGAUAUUUGAAAUUAAAUGAAAGACCCGACACUGCACCACAACAGUGAUCUAGCACACUGCACCUCAACAUCAAUCUGACUCACUGCACCUAAUCAGCAUUCUAACACACUGCACCACAAUAUCAAUCUAACACACUGCACCACAACAUCUGACACACCCACCAAGUUUGACAUUAUUUUGGACAAACUAUGUGAGCAAAACUUAAACUUAGAGGGGGAAAUUACAGUCAUGGACCUGUGGUUUUGGCCUGCAAUGUUUACACUAAAAACAUUUGCCCUCAUAUUUAGACGUGGUUGUGGUCUUGUAUGGUAAGCGCAUACCUGGACUUUCAGAGGCUCGAUGUGGUUGGUGUAAAUGUGAGCGUCUCCCAGAGUGUGCACAAAGUCACCAGGCUGGGUAAGAGGAAAGAUCCAGUAAACACUACACAAAAUGUCCUAAUGCAAAGUGGAAUGCAAACAAAUCAAACGAUGAGGCAGCCACCAUGGUGUGGUCUCCGUCCCCUACCUUCAGCCCAGUGAUGUGGGCGAUCAUGUACGUGAGCAGGGCAUAGCUGGCGAUGUUGAAGGGCACACCUAACCCCAUGUCUCCGGACCGCUGGUACAGCUGGCAGGACAGCUCCCCAUCACACACAUAGAACUGGCACAGGGCGUGGCAGGGGGGCAGGGCCAUCAGGGGCAGGUCUGGUACAGGACAGAAAUGGGGGAUUCGCCAAAUCUGCAGCAACCUUAGAGUUUAACCACCGUCUCUACCGUUCAGGGAUUUGUAAUGCAAUAGAAAUGUUUGAUUAGAUUCUUUGCCAAGAGCUAAGUGAAUUUCACUCCGUAUUGUACAUGAGCAUCUGUGUAAGAUCAUGGACAUGGGUGAAAAGUGGUAGCUGAUGGGCAAAACUUAAUUCUUGGAAAGGACAAAGGAGAUACCUUUUGGAUUCCAAGCGCACAUAAUGAUCCUCCUGUCCUCAGGGUUGGUUUUUAUGGUAUCAAUGAUCUUCUGCAGUUGGUCUACUCCUUGUCUGGUGUAAUCUGUAGAAAAAGCAAGGAAAUGUUCUGACAGGCUGGUCUAAUGCAGUAUUAGAGCAUGGUGUUCAACACUAGCUUUGAUCCAGUUUCCUCCUCACAAGUGUAUGUACCUGCUGGAAGUGACCUUUUUGCAAUGCACCACAAAAGUAGCAAUUUAAGUAUGGGUACCAUGAGGCAUAAAGCAAACUGUAAAAGCUGACAGGUCAACAAUUCUUUAAGAGUAUUCAAAAUUGCACCAGCUGCUACUUUAUAGCAGCGUAGACCAGGCAUGCAAGUGGCAUUUACCUGAGUGCAUGUCUUUGUAUUCAGCACCAAAGUGUCUCCACUGGAAACCGUAAACAGGGCCCAAGUCCCCUUCCUCCCGGUUAGUAAAUCCACUCUUGUCCAAAAAAUCACGGGAUCCAUUUGCAUCCCAAAUUUUCACACCUUUCUCCGACAGCUCUUUGGAAUUUGUUGACCCCUGUAACAAAAAUGGCACAUCAUUUCUCCAAACCAGCAGUUUGAUGGUACUGUAUACAUCAGAAAUAGCAGCUAGAUUGAUAAGCCUCUGAACUUAAGUAAACAAAAGUACAAAAAUGUAACGUAAAAAUGCAUGUUAAAAAACAAUUGUAUAAUACGCUUAAAACGUGGGAAGGUUCUUGUUAAUUUUACUGUAGAUGAUCAAUUAUAAUGUGAUUACUAUUGCAAAUGUUAUUUAGCUGAGAAGUGCAAGGACAUUUAAGUAAAAUAGCUAGCUAAAUGAAUAAAGACCAUAGCCAACUGUAGUGUGCAGUCCUUUCAUGCAGUGUAGCUAUUGAUAUAACCCAAGAUGUAUAUAGGCCUAUUGUGCAUAAUGUAUUGCUUACUUUAAUAAACCACAACAGUUCUUCUA